Messenger RNA from Grus americana (Whooping crane), 3913 nucleotides. RefSeq names its product ankyrin repeat domain-containing protein 20B-like. The record is from RefSeq and is a predicted model, not a curated record. Lineage: Eukaryota; Metazoa; Chordata; Aves; Gruiformes; Gruidae. The transcript is spliced from 16 exons. The coding region runs from base 220 to 1845 and encodes 541 amino acids. Gene Ontology annotation, molecular function: protein binding.
AGCGACAGCGCUUCUCUGGCUCGGAGCGUUGGAGGCUGCGAGCUGCGGCCGCCGCUCUCGGCUCGGCUCUCGGCUCGGCUCUCGGCUCUUCUCGCCCUCUCCCCGUCCUCUCCCCGACCUCUCCCUCUCCCCGCCCGGGGCUCGGCAGAGCCUGCCAGGCGCUUCCUGCGGCUACUGACCCCGGGGCGGGCUGUGCCCUCCCCUCGUCCCCGCCGCAGCAUGCACAGGCUCAUCGGGCUCCUCAGGAGCGUGCGGGAGCGCUCGACGUCCGGCAGCGCUUCCGCGCCCGGCGCCGCCGGGGCCUCCGAGCUCCGGGAGAAGGGCCAGGGCGCGCUGCACAGCGCGGCCGCCAGCGGUGACCUGGCCGAACUGCAGCGGCGCUGGUGGUGGUGGCAGAGACUCCGCAUCAACAGGCGGGACGCGAAGAAGCAGACGCCUCUGCAUCUUGCUUGCGCGAAUGGCCAUGCAGACGUUGUGCGAUUUCUAGCAGGAAAGAAGUGCCAGCUAAACCCUCGUGACAGCUUGAAGAAAUCGCCGCUGAUGAAGGCAGUAGACCACCAGCACAAAGACUGUGUGACUAUUCUGCUGGAGCACGGUGCCAAACCCAACCUCAAAGGUGCUGGCGGCAACACUGCCCUUCACAUGGCUGCUGUCAUUCCUAGCAAACCUCUAGUGGAGCUGUUACUUGAGCACAAUGCCCAUAUCGAUGCUCAGAAUGAGUUGGGGUACACUCCGCUUACUCUUGCGAUCACCGAGCGCUGUGAAGAGAUGGUUGAGUUCCUUCUCCAAAAAGGAGCUGACGUGCAUGCUCGAGAUAAGCAUGAAAGGACCCCUCUUAUGAUUGCUGUUCUUGCUGGGAAUAUGAAUACAAUAAAAAGCCUUCUUCGACAUGGUGCUGAUCUUUCUCAUCAAGACUGUAUUGGCAAGCAAGCUACGCACUAUGCCAGAGAGUUAACGCUUUACACCAAUAUUGCUGAGCAACUGGAGGAAUACAUCAGGUGUGAAAUGACAGGAGAAUGUUCUGCGGGAGGCACAGAAGGCCCAGCAGUACUGGACAGCUUUUGCGCUGGGACAGCUGCUCAUUGUCCCUUGGGGGGACCUGCAAUGACCAGAGCAGGUGUCUUGCCAGCAGCAGCAGAACAGCAAGAGGAAGAAGUUCACACUCCUUCUGAUUCUAAGACGGAUUCCGAAGCUCCAAACAAAGCCGUCGUGCUUCUUACCUCCUUUGUAGGUGUCUGCCCAGCAGUAGGAGCAGAAGACGAGGAGGAUGAUGACUCCUGGUUUGAUUCUGAGAUUUCUUCACUGGAGAGUGAAAAGCUUCAGCUAAAGCAGGAUGCUUCAGCUCAAGUGGAUUGUCAAAGCGAUAGACAGAGAUGGGUCAGGCAGCUGCAGGAGGAGCUCGCCAACGCUCUCAGAAAGAACUCCCUGGCAGAAGCGUCACUGGCAGCUAAGAAGCGCUACAGCAGGGACCUGCAGGAACAGCGGCUGCAGUUGCAGAAGGAACUGGACAGGUCUACAGCUAAGCUGCAGGAACUGAGAGAACGGCAUAUCCGGACUGAGUGUUAUGUCUGGUUCCUGAAGAAGGCCAUAAAGAAUAAGAAGAGGGAACUAACCACCUCCAGGAACCUGCAGGGCCUUCUGGCCGCCUCUUCCGCAACUGCGGCUAUCCCAGAGCUGGAAGAACGCAUGCAAAGGCUCCAAGUUGGAAAGGCCAGGCUGGAAGCCACAGCCCAGCAACAAGCCAAGACCAUCGAAGCCCUUCAGAAAGAUCUGCAAGCCUCUGCCACAGUAAGGCAGUCAGAGCCUUCCCUUUUCAUGAGCUACAGAGCCCAGUUCCACUCUUAAGAUGAGGUUUUCCCGGACAGCCCAGGAGAGAUCAGUUCCUCUGUUCUACUGACUAUAGGCUGCUCUGAAAGUCCUGCUGGCCCAUUCCCCAGCUUUCUGGCUUUGGGAGUUGUCCCAUGAGACUGUAGCAAGUCCUACUUAACGCCGUCUUUGUCAAGGAGUUGACGCUAAUGCACUGGCUGCAGUAUUUGCUGCUUUCGACCAGCUGCGAGGUUGAGACCGCAGGCAGCACUUGAGACAGUCGUGCAGUAGAGGGAUUUGGUAGCUUUGCUUGCGGACUUUCCUUGGGCUCUUUUGGUGGUGCAGAGCGCUUCAUCCUGGAGGCCUGACUGGCAUCGUCAGACUGUGACAGGAAUUCUUCACUUGCCUGGACUCUGGUCACCUUCCUGUUUUAGUGACUCUGGAUUCGUUGGCCAGAGGGUGUGGGUCCAUAAUGCAACGAGAAGACCUCCAGAGAAGAAAAUCCGCAACUAAUAAGGGAAUGACACCUCCAUAGGCAGUAUUUUGUGUGCUGUGCUUGGGUGGCGUUGCAGGGCAGGCAACUGUGGCGUUGCACUGAUGCUGGCAAGAGAAGAAGAAAGGCCCCGAGGUGUGACCUUCAGUCGGGAAAGUCCUAGCAUGAGUUCUUUUCUCUUCUUUUAACGCUGCUGUAGGCUCGUAAUGGCCCGGAGAACUUGAUACCUGGCUUUCAGACAAAACGGACUGCAAAGGAACACCAACGUCAGCAGUGUGGGAGUGAAAGCAAGGAAGUGAAGCAGCUGGUCGAGAUGAAACGCCGAUCAGAAGCGCUUCUGGAGGAAAUGUGGCGGAGAAACAGUGCGCUGAAGGAAGAACGUACCAGGCAUGGCUUUUUAGUGCUUUAAAGAAGUAUCAUGUUGAGUGGAAGUCAAGCUUUACUGAAAUCUCAUGUAAAGGCACGUACAUAACCGUCUGUGAGCAAAUUCAAGCCUCGCGUUCAAUCUUGCAAAGUGCUUCUGUGCCUGAGCCUAUGGUUUGAAAAAGCUGCAAAAGGCCUUGCAAAAUCAGGCGGCCUGCAGUUCUCCUGGGAGGGAAGGAAGUCUUUUCUUCCUCUGUUCAGGUAAACUUUGGGCCUUCCAAGUGAUGACUGGCACUGCAGUGCUGGCUGUCCUCAGCAAUUCCUGGCCUGCAAUUCAAGCACACUACAGAUGAAGCAAGCCAUGGCUGUGCUGCUUACGUAAGAGUACGUGAAAAAGGCCAACUGUUGCUUUGCUUCACGCUUUCCUCACUGAUUUGCUGUGCAGGUUGAAGAUGCUUCUGGAGGGAGCUCGGGCAAAGGUAAAGGCAUAUGCAGAGAAGGAGAGAGAGAAAGAGUCCCAGCUCAGUUUCCAGGGAGAGAUGAAUAACAGCUGUUCGGAGGUGGCCAGCCAAGUUGGUAAACUAAGAAGAAAGCCGGUCACCAUACAUCAAGAUUUUCAUACGAAAAAGCAGGUGACAAAUGCAGUCUCGAUGGCCCCCCACCUUACGGAUUCCCACAGAUCUGGAGAUGCAGUCGAAAAACCACAGGCAGUGGAUGAGAAAAAAGCAGGACCUGUGAGAAAAGCUGUCCGCAUUGCGUGGGACUGCCAUGGUAGGUCAGAGCCAAACAGAGCAGUCUAAAAGAGAUGGGAGAAAGAACUGCACAAGAAAUAACACAAGAACUGCAACAAGUGGAUCCAUAUCUCCAUGUAAUGCCAUUUUCCACAUGUGUCUGUAGCCCAUAGGCUACAACUUUGUUGUUGACAUGUUUGAGUCUUUGGUUUUCGGUAUCUGGAUCUGUGCGCUAGUGCUGUAUUUCCAGGAUCCACUUUCCAGUGGCACCUUUGGCCCAGCCUGCUGUAAAACUAACACGCAGCCUUUGCUUUUCCUGCCCUUCGCCAGUCACAGCUGAACCUCCGAUGUAGUUAGCGCUGAGAUGAUGCUGGAGCAGCGGAAGUGCCAGGAAACAGAGUGCUCACAGGGAGAUGAGUGAAGCCUGGAAACCUUUGCCUUCCACCUCUUGCAGCGACUACCCUGCAUCUAAUUCCAAGUGUUCUGUUGCAGCUUGGUAUUUAAUAAACUCUGUCAUCUA